UGUUCUAGAUUAUAAUAAAAUGUUAAAGGAAAAGAACUGUAACUACCUCUAGAAGCUCCCUGAGAGUUGAAUUGUUAGUUUCCUGAAAGUUUGAAACGUCAAAAUGUGGAAUGCCAGUGGGAAACGUUGAUGAAGGUUCUGUUAAGGUUUUUAAAACACAUCUAGUUUAUGAUGAGUUCAACUACUCCAGAAGCAUGUUAUUUAGCGUUGUUAGCUUUAGCAGAGGAGUUUCGUACUAUGAAUCCUCCGAACAUUCGCAACUGCAUUCAAUGCUUAGUUGCAAUUUUUAAUUUAAAGCAACCUCCUAAGAUUGAAGCAAGAACACAUUUACAACUUGGAAAUAUUUUACUACAGCAUACUAAAAAUACAGAUCUUGCACAGUCACAUCUUGAAAAAGCGUGGUACUUAUCCCAAAAUAUAAGCAGCUUUGAUGAUGUCAAAUUUGAAGCAGCCAGUGUUUUGGCAGACUUGUAUGAAAAAAAGAAUCAGAUGGGUAUGGCAAAAUCUAUCUUGGGCAAAGCAGUAGAAAUUUCUCAGCAAUCAGCAUUUUGGCAUUGUAGACUUUUAUUUCAACUUGCACAUUUUCAUGCAAGUGAAAAAGAGUACAUAGCUGCUUGCAAUGUCUUAGGAGUGGGAGCUGAUUUUGCCCAUAUCUCUGGUGCACAGUAUACACGGAUACUUUUCCUUUUAAGUAAAGGAAUGCUUUUGAUGAUUGACCGCAAACUCCAAGAAGUCCACCAGGUGCUCACUUUAGCUGGGCAGUUAGUGGAAGCUUGGCAAGGCAGUACUGCUCAAAAAGAAGCUUUAAAAGUGUUUUUUCUUGUUCUACAAGUGUGUCAUUAUUUGACUGCUGGACAGGUCAAAAGUGUUAAACCAUGUUUAAAGCAGUUACAGCAAGGCAUUCAGACUAUCACUUCUCUGCAUGCAGAUGAAGAAGUGAUUCCUACAAAUCCUGGAGAUAUGUUCCAAUGGAUGCCAAAGGAACAUAUGUGUGUCUUAGUUUAUUUGGUAACAGUACUUCAUUCCAUGCAAGCUGGAUAUAUGGAUAAAGCUCAGAAGUAUACUGAUAAAGCUUUAAUGCAGAUAGAAAAGCUAAAAAUGAUUGACAGUCAUCCUAUCUUACACUCCUUUCAAUUGCUACUUCUUGAACAUAUAGCAAUGUGUCGGCUUGUGAUGGGAAAUAAAACAUUGGCAAUACAAGAGGCUUCUCAUGCUCUGCAGAUUUGCAAACAAGAACCAAGAUUGUUUGUUCGGCAUAGACCUCAAAUCAAUGCUUUGUUGGGAUUAUAUGCCAUGUCAAUGAAUUGUAUGGAAGCAGCAGAAGCUCAGUUUGGAACAGUUGUUAGAAGUAACGCUACUAGCGAACUGCGUAUUUUAGCAAGUUUAAAUUUGGCAAUAGUGUAUCUGCGAAGCAAAAGAGACCAUGAAUUAACAGAACUUUUAGCUCGUUUGAAUCCAGAUACACUUCCUUUAGUGUCUCAUAGCUUGAGAGCAGCAGCUUACUAUGUUCAUGGACUGAAUGCUUUUUUUAAUGCUCGUUACAAUGAUGCUAAACGAUUCUUAAGAGAAACACUUAAGAUGGCAAAUGCUGAAGAUUUGAAUAGAUUAACUUCUUGCUCUUUAGUUCUUUUGGGACACAUAUUUUUUUCCCUUGGGAACAGCAGGGAAAGUAUGAAUAUGGUAACUCCAGCUAUGCAGUUAGCCAGCAAAAUACCAGACGUACAUGUACAGCUGUGGGCUUCAGCUUUAUUAAAAGAUCUGUAUCGUCUUUGUGGAGAUCCAUUAAGAGAACAAGAAGCCAUCCAGACUCAUAGUAAUUUUUCACAACUUUUGCUGAAAGAUCAUUUUCAGGCUUCUCAACUUCCAGAACAUAAUUUAAUACAGUGGAUUGAAGGUGAUCCUCCUCAUUUACCAGUGCAACCUCAAACACCUGCAACAUCGCUUUUGUGAGGCAUUAUGUGUUAUGUUUCAUUAAAUGUGCCUUCUUAUCAAAUCGUCUUCAGUUGUGAAGCCUGUUAUCAUAUCAUGGAGGACAUUUUGCUUUUAGUGCAUCCAUACUAUUUAUCUUCAUUGUGUUUGUAUGAAAAAAUUCUCAUCAAUCUGGUAUUCAAAGUAUAUCCCUUCCAGAUCUAUAUGAAGAGAAAUUUGUGUUUUUUUCUUCUUCCCUCAAAACUCUUUUGCAGUAAACAAAUACUGCAUGUAAAUUCUCAAAAAUUUGAUAGUAAAGGGGAAUUCCUCUUUAAAGUAGUUGUUGAUUUUAAAAAAAAAUUAAAUAUUUACUUUUAUUUUAUAUUAUUUAUGAAAUGUCUUGAUUUCAUAUAAUUUAUGAAAUCCAAUCCAUUAUAUUUUUAAACUGCUUCUUUUUUAUUCUUGACAAGCUGUUGUAGUCAGUAUGAUUGAACGAAGUCUCUCGACUACAUAUUGAGUGUGAAAUACAAAUUAUUCAUAUUAGAUCGUUAAUGUAAUUAUUUAAAAUACAAUUUUUGAUAUUGAUGUGAGAGUUUUUUUUUUUACUUUGUCUCUGAUUGGCCUUUUGUAUCUGUGUAAGUAAAUGUUUGUGUUUGCAUAGAUUUAUUUCUGCUUCAUUUGCUAUUUCAGCUGUAAAAAUAAUAGCUAUUUUAUCUUAAAGUUAUUGUAUGAAAUGUUUAAAUAUGAGAAAGAAUUCAAAAUUACUUUAAAAAAAUUACUUUCGGAUUAGCACACAAAUCUCUGCAAGAAAUACAUCAUUGUAUUAAAUUAUGUAUAUACGAGGGAUGUUUUUUAAGUAAGGGCUGUUUGAAAAUAAAAACCAAACAAAAGAAAAAAUUUUUAAAUCCAAAUUUAUUUUCAGAUUCUACAUACAUUUCUCUAUUUUUCAUCAUAGUUGCCAAGUUGUUUAAACACUUAUCAUACCUUACACUUUGUUUUUUAAUAAGUAUUAAUGUAGAUGUCUAUGAAAUUCCUUUUGUUAAAUAUGAAUUCUUUUUAUUAUUAUUGUUGUUGUUUUUGCAUGUAAGCUGAACUAAACUGCUGUGAGGGACUGAAAUUUUAUUUAUUAAAAAGAAAGGGCUUAAGAAUAACUGAAAAUUCUGGGUUAUUUUGAGCUGUAGCAAAUUAUUUCUUUAUACUUUCAAAUAUUUUAAAUUACUUUUAUAUUAUGUUUAUAUUGUCAUUCUUUAAUAGGAUUUUAUACUUUGCCUUUCUACUUUAUGUUACACGUCAAACUGUAUAUUCUUUUGAAAUCUUUGUUUUGGAUCUUUGUUGGUUAAACAUAAUUAUAUAAGAUUUUGAACUUCAUGAGAAGUUUAUUCUUAUUAUCAUUUAGAUUCCUUCACCAUAUUAACAGCUAUGCAUGAGUUUUUAUUUAGAUUUUGUCAUAAUAUAUGGGAAGCUAGUACUUUUAAUAUAAUGUAGUUAUAAAAGAAAAAAAAAAAAGCAUAAUUUAAAAACUGUGUGUACUAAAUUAAGUUGGAUUCUAAAAAUAUUAUAUGCAGAGUACCAUAUAAAAUUUACAGUUAAGUAAGUAAUUUGGAUAAUCUAGAAUUUUGAGAAACAUAACACUAGGUAUAUCUACCCCACCCCUUCCUGAGAUCUUUUUUAUUCAGUUGUUUUCAGGGAAUAGAAAAAAAACACUCCUGCCUUAAAAUGAUUUUCCAGUGACAUUUUCAUAAAAUUUUCUGCAUUAUCGUAUGUAAUAAAUAUAAGUUUUAUUCAAAUCUGGUAUUUUAAAAUACAAUUCAUAUUGUAAAAGUCAAAACGUAACAUUUUCAUGCAAUCUCAUCUGUUAUCUAUUGUAUAUAGUGUAUUUCAGCAUUCCUUUAGUGCACUGUGUGAGUGUGUAAGUUUUUUUUUUUUUUUUAAACCAUUAAUGUUCGCUGUUAUCUUUUUAAUCUAACAUUUAUUUUAAAUUUAGAGCAUGAUAAAUUUUGUAAAUAGGGGCCAGUGCAAGCAAGUAAAUAUGAGCUAACGCUCCUUUGCAUUCUCGAGUUUUGCUCAUCUAAGUGAACUAAAAUUGUGGAAUGAUUAAAUGCUCGGUGAAUAAUUUUAACUCCCUAAAAAUAAUUUUAGCGCACAAAGGACUUGCUUGUACUAGCUUUGUGUAAAUACAGGAAUUAUUAUUUAUACUUGUUUGUGUUCAAAAAUAUUUUGAAAUGUCAACACAUAAUUUGUUAUGUCAUAAGCAUUGAAAACUAGAAAUUCUUCUGAUAGUGCAACAAAAAUACUUUGUAUUUUGACUUAACUACCCUAAUCUUUAUAUUUGUUAAUUUAAAAAUGUGUUUUAAAUAAAUAUAUUAUGUACAGUAUAUUGAGUGGAAAUGCAAUGCAUAUGUACCGGAUGAUCAAAAAGUCAGUAUAAAUUUGAAAACUUAAUAAAACACGGAAUAAUGUAGAUAGAGAGGUAAAAAUGGACACACAUACUUAGAAUGACAUGGUUUUA
Messenger RNA from Stegodyphus dumicola, 4417 nucleotides. It is a transcript of the gene Mau2, whose product is annotated as Mau2 sister chromatid cohesion factor. Gene Ontology annotation, molecular function: protein binding. Lineage: Eukaryota; Metazoa; Arthropoda; Arachnida; Araneae; Eresidae. The record is from RefSeq and is a predicted model, not a curated record. Gene Ontology annotation, biological process: mitotic sister chromatid cohesion.